Molecule: messenger RNA, 3426 nt
Organism: Theobroma cacao (cacao)
Lineage: Eukaryota; Viridiplantae; Streptophyta; Magnoliopsida; Malvales; Malvaceae
Gene: VPS41
Product: vacuolar protein sorting 41
Biological process (GO): protein targeting to vacuole; macroautophagy; endosomal vesicle fusion
Cellular component (GO): HOPS complex; late endosome
Molecular function (GO): protein binding
Source: RefSeq, a predicted model, not a curated record
AAACACAGUAGUGCAAUAACAUGAGUAUAGGUGGCACCCAUCAUUGGUCACCGUCCCUUUGUUGCCUAGCAAAUAAAUAAUUCGACAGCGACCGUUUAUUAACUAAACCAAACCAAAUUACACCAAAACCCGAAACCAAAAACCGACUCAGACCUUCCAUUCCCUUUCCUUUCCUCUGUCUUUCUCAAUUCCAGGAAUCCUGCAAAUGUCUCCGUUUCCAUCAGAAAACGGCGUCGAUGGAGACGACGAGAGAGAAGAAGAAGAAGAAGAAGACGAAGAAGAAGUAGAAGAUGAAGAAGAAGAGGAGGAAGAAGAAGAAGAAGAAGAGCCGAGGCUUAAGUAUCAAAGAAUGGGAGGAAGCAUCCCUUCCUUGCUUUCCAGCGAUGCGGCAUCGUGUAUCGCUGUCGCCGAACGCAUGAUAGCACUUGGAACGCACGAUGGAACCGUUCAUAUCCUCGAUUUUUUGGGAAAUCAGGUUAAGGAAUUUGCUGCACAUUCAGCUGCAGUGAAUGACCUUAGUUUUGAUUUAGAAGGUGAAUAUAUUGGCAGCUGCUCCGAUGAUGGUUCUGUUGUUAUAAAUAGUCUUUUUACUGAUGAGAAAUUGAAAUUCGAGUAUCAUCGUCCUAUGAAAGCCAUUGCCCUUGAUCCUGAUUAUACAAGAAAAAAGUCCAGGAGAUUUGUAGCUGGUGGCUUAGCUGGUCACUUAUAUUUUAAUACCAAAAGGUGGCUUGGCUAUAGGGAUCAGGUUUUGCACUCGGGUGAAGGUCCAAUCCAUGCAGUGAAAUGGAGAACGAGUCUCAUUGCUUGGGCUAAUGAUGCGGGUGUAAAAGUUUAUGAUGCUGCAAAUGAUCAGCGGAUUACAUUUAUAGAAAGACCACGAGGGAGCCCUCGUCCUGAAAUUUUACUCCCGCAUUUAGUUUGGCAGGAUGAUACUUUAUUGGUGAUCGGCUGGGGAACCUCUGUGAAGAUUGCAGCAAUAAGAACAAAUCUGAACAAGGGAGCCAAUGGAACGUAUAGGGAGGUUACAAUGUCUAAUGUGAAUCAAGUAGAUAUUGUGGCAUCUUUUCAGACUAGCUAUUAUAUAUCAGGAAUUGCUCCAUUUGGUGAUGCUUUGGUUGUUCUAGCUUAUAUUCCUGGUGAAGAAGAUGGGGAGAAGGAAUUUAGUAGCGCAAUACCAUCACGGCAGCAGGGGAAUGCACAGAGACCAGAGGUACGUAUAGUGACUUGGAACAAUGAUGAAUUGGCGACAGAUGCCCUACCUGUAUAUGGAUUUGAGCACUACAAAGCAAAGGACUAUUCCUUGGCUCAUGCGCCCUUCUCAGGCAGCAGUUAUGCUGGUGGACAGUGGGCUGCUGGUGAUGAACCUAUAUACUAUAUUGUAUCACCAAAGGAUGUUGUCAUAGCAAAACCGAGGGAUGCUGAGGAUCACAUUGCAUGGCUUCUUCAACAUGGAUGGCAUGAAAAAGCUUUAGCAGCAGUUGAGGCUGGUCAGGGACGGAGUGAGCUCCUUGAUGAGGUUGGAUCUAGAUACCUUGAUCACUUGAUUGUGGAAAGGAAAUAUGCUGAGGCUGCAUCCUUGUGUCCCAAAUUGUUGCGAGGAUCUGCUACAGCUUGGGAGAGAUGGGUAUUCCAUUUUGCUCAUCUUCGUCAGCUUCCUGUAUUGGUUCCAUAUAUGCCAACAGAGAACCCAAGGAUGCGUGAUACUGCUUAUGAGGUCGCACUUGUGGCACUGGCAACAAAUCCAUCCUAUUAUAAAGAUCUCUUGUCCACUGUAAAAUCUUGGCCACCUGUCAUUUAUUCUGCAUUGCCUGUUAUUUCUGCCAUAGAGCCCCAGUUAAAUACUUCAUCAAUGACUGAUGCCCUUAAAGAGGCACUUGCAGAGUUGUAUGUUAUUGAUGGGCAGUACGAGAAAGCUUUUUCACUGUAUGCUGAUCUCAUGAAGCCAGAUAUAUUUGACUUCAUUGAAAAGCACCACUUACAUGAUUCUCUUCGUGAAAAGGUUGUCCAGUUGAUGAUUCUAGAUUGUAAGCAUGCAGUUUCCUUGUUGAUCCAAAAUAGGGACUUAAUUACACCAUCUGAAGUUGUUUCACAACUUCUGAGAGCUGGAAAUAAGUGCGAUUCGAGAUAUUUUUUGCAUUUAUAUCUGCAUUCAUUAUUCGAAGUAAACCCACAUGCUGGCAAAGAUUUUCAUGAUAUGCAGGUAGAGCUUUAUGCUGAAUAUGAUCCAAAGAUGCUACUUCCUUUUCUUCGCAGUAGUCAACAUUACACACUGGAGAAGGCAUAUGAGAUCUGUGUCAAAGAAGCUCUUUUAAGGGAGCAAGUAUUCAUCCUUGGAAGAAUGGGAAAUUCAAAACAAGCUCUUGCUGUAAUCAUAAAUAAAUUAGGAGAUAUAGAAGAGGCUGUAGAAUUCGUGACCAUGCAGCAUGAUGAUGAUCUUUGGGAAGAAUUGAUUAAGCAAUGCCUCCACAAACCUGAAAUGGUGGGUGUCUUAUUGGAACACACUGUUGGCAAUCUUGACCCUCUCUAUAUUGUAAAUAUGGUGCCCAAUGGCCUAGAGAUACCUCGGCUUAGGGAUCGUCUAGUCAAAAUUAUAACUGAUUACAGAACUGAAACUUCUCUUAGACAUGGGUGCAAUGAUAUUCUCAAGGCUGACUGUGUUAACCUGUUGGUUAAAUACUACAAAGAAGCGAAACGUGCAGUUUGCUUGAGCAUUGAAGAAGACGAUGCUCGAGCCAAGAGGGAUGCAAGUAGAACUUCUCAAGCAAUAGAGAAAACACUGAGUGUGAGAAACAUGGAGGUUAAGUCUAAAACUAGGGGUGGCGGAAGAUGUUGCAUGUGUUUUGAUCCUUUCUCAAUACAAAAUGUAUCAGUUGUCGUGUUCUUUUGCUGUCAUGCUUAUCACACGACUUGCUUGAUGGACUCCACCUACACUAAUAGCAGCAAAAAAGGGACUGGAGCCACCUCUCAGGGUCUAUAUGAGUAUGAUAAUGAUGGUGAGGAUGAUGAUGCUGAAGAUGACGAUAGCCAGGCUGAUGGUCCUCGAAUGCGCUGUAUCUUAUGUACUACAGCUGCAAGUUAAGUUUGUGAUGCAUGCCUAUAAGUGUGCAUGUGUGGUGUGUGGGUGUGCGUGCUUUUGCUUGCACAAUUUUUGGGGUUGUCCUUUAGGUGCAUAUUUUGUGCUCGCUCGUGCAGGUGAAAUUCAUGAUUCUUUCUUUCCUUUACCCCCCUUGUUCUCAUUCUCUCUUGAAUGUUGUCGUGCUUCAGUUAGUGGUAACUUCUGUAUUAUAGUCCCAUGUAAUUAUUGGAAAGUGUAAUUAACCCUUUUUUUGGCGGUUGGUUUAUGUGGUAUAAUAUCUUGAACUCAAAAAGAGAAAAAAGUUUCCAAUGAAAUGAGUGCUAUGAUUUGCAGCGAGGGCUGAAGCGGAA